AUGAGACAGUUAUCACUUUGUAAGCUCAAAGGGAAGUCUGUCUCCACACCUGUAGCAGCCCAAAUGACUUCAAAGUCUUGUUGCAAAGGGGAGAAAGAGACUGAUGACCCAAAAAACUGCAAAAAGAGAAGAGCCUUGGAUUUCUUGAGCAGAUUGCUUGUACCUCCACCUGUUAGUCCCAUUUGUACAUUUGUUUCUCCAGCUGCACAUAAGGCAUUUCAGCCACCACGGAGUUGUGGCACCAAAUAUGAAACACCUAUGAAGAAAAAAGAAUUGAAUUCUCCUCAGAUGACUCCACUUAAAAAAUGUAAUGACAUCUCUCUUUUGGGAGGUGAUUCAAUAGCCGAUGAAGAACUUGCCCUGAUAAAUACCCAAGCCCUUUUGUCUGGUUCAGCAGGAGAAAAUCAACGUACAUCUAUCAGUGAGUCCACUAGUCCAAAAGAUCAUCUCGGACUGAAAAGGCCUUACACUGCAUCUGUGAUCAAAGAACAAGGGAAUUCCCCAGCCAGGACUGAAGAACAGAAGACUAAUACGCAGGACACAAGUACAAUAAAAAAUAUACCCAAGAGACUGCAAAGGCGACAAAAACCAAAAUGA
This is a messenger RNA of Balaenoptera acutorostrata (minke whale), 597 nucleotides long. RefSeq names its product breast cancer type 2 susceptibility protein-like. The transcript has a single exon. The coding region runs from base 1 to 597 and encodes 198 amino acids. Gene Ontology annotation, biological process: double-strand break repair via homologous recombination; regulation of DNA-templated transcription. The record is from RefSeq and is a predicted model, not a curated record. Lineage: Eukaryota; Metazoa; Chordata; Mammalia; Artiodactyla; Balaenopteridae. Gene Ontology annotation, cellular component: nucleus.